Messenger RNA from Scaptodrosophila lebanonensis, 534 nucleotides. RefSeq names its product enhancer of split m5 protein (gene E(spl)m5-HLH). The transcript has a single exon. The record is from RefSeq and is a predicted model, not a curated record. Gene Ontology annotation, molecular function: RNA polymerase II cis-regulatory region sequence-specific DNA binding; DNA-binding transcription factor activity, RNA polymerase II-specific; protein dimerization activity. Bases 1 to 534 code for a protein of 177 amino acids. Gene Ontology annotation, biological process: regulation of transcription by RNA polymerase II; regulation of neurogenesis; anterior/posterior pattern specification. Lineage: Eukaryota; Metazoa; Arthropoda; Insecta; Diptera; Drosophilidae. Gene Ontology annotation, cellular component: nucleus.
AUGGCUGCUCAAAACACUUACGUCUCGAAAACCCAGCAUUACCUGAAAGUGAAGAAGCCGCUGCUGGAGCGUCAGCGCCGCGCCCGCAUGAACAAGUGCCUGGACACGCUGAAGACACUUGUUGCCGAGUUCCAAGGCGAUGACGCGAUUCUCCGAUUGGACAAGGCCGAAAUGCUCGAGGCUGCGCUCGUCUUCAUGCGCAAGGAGCUGGUCAAGCAGCAGGCGCCUCCAACACCUGUGCCCAUGGACAGCUUCAAGAAUGGCUACAUGAAUGCGGUCAGCGAGGUAUCGCGUGUUAUGGCCUGCACCCAAGGCAUGAGCGUCGAUGUGGGCAAGACGGUGAUGACUCAUCUGGGCAUCGAAUUCCAGCGUAUGUUGCGCGCUGAUCAGCAGCAAAGCGAAUUGGAACUGAGCUGCAAGGCGUCGACCGCAUCUCGUCCAGUUAGUCCUGCUUCCUCUGGCUACCACAGCGAUAUUGAGGAGCCUGAGGCGCUGGCCACGCCCAAGCCAGCAACCAUGUGGCGUCCCUGGUAA